Messenger RNA from Lathyrus oleraceus (garden pea), 1760 nucleotides. RefSeq names its product F-box/kelch-repeat protein At3g23880. Lineage: Eukaryota; Viridiplantae; Streptophyta; Magnoliopsida; Fabales; Fabaceae. The transcript has 2 exons. The record is from RefSeq and is a predicted model, not a curated record. The coding region runs from base 232 to 1434 and encodes 400 amino acids. Gene Ontology annotation, molecular function: protein binding.
CCAUAUCAGCAACCCUAAAAUGCAAAAUGUUAUACAAAUUGUUGAAAGUCUGUAAUGUAUAAAAAUUCCUAUGACCAUAUCAUGAACCCUAAAAUCCCAAAUUAACCAUCUUAAAAUAAUGAAUAUCUAUAUUAUUUUUAUGGCUUUCAAGCAGCUUUAUUUGUGAAAUCAAAAAACCAUAACGGAGAAAACAACGUGAAGAAAUUAGAGUUAUCAUUUGUGCAUCUAGUUAUGAUGGUCCUUCCUAACGAUCUCAUCACAGAGGUACUUUCUGUUCUUCCUGUCAAAUCUCUUCUCCGUUUUAAGUGUCUCAGUGAUCCUUUGAACACCCUCAUCUCCGAUCCUGCUUUCGUGAAAUUGCAUCUUAAGAGAUCAAAAAGACAAAAUCUGCUCUUCUCAUUUGUAAAAUGUCACGAAGCAGAAAUCUCCGAGUCCGCCAUUUAUAGUUGGCUUGAUUGCAACCUUGUUCCAUACCCUAUACCCCGUUUACUCGAUAACUCCUCACUCACCCUCUUUGAUGGUGUUAACUAUUAUUUGAACAACAAAGGAUGCCGUCGUAUAAUUGGUUCAUGCAAUGGCUUAAUUCUUUUGACUGGUGAUUUUAUAAAUCACAAAGGUAAUGUAGGAGAGUAUCGGCCUAUAGAUUACUGGUUCUGUGUUUGGAAUCCAGCCACCAGAAGAGUUUCUAAAAAUUUUGGACAUUUUCGUGAGUAUGGUUCUUCAUCUAAACACUUCUUCUUCGCAUUUGGUUGUGAUAAUUCUAAGGACACUUAUAAAGUGGUGUCGUGCUGUUACGAUCUUUAUGAAUUGACCUCUGAUGUGAAAGUUCUUAGUUUGGGUGAUGAUGUUUGGAGAAAAGUUGAAACUUUCCCAGUUGUUCGUCUUUUAUCCGAUUAUGUAUAUAUGAGUGAAACUCUCAAUUGGUUGGCCAUUCAAAAUGAUGAUAUUGGUGCUGAGAAAAUUGUUAUUGGUUCAUUUGAUUUGAGAACCGAGACAUUCAAUCAGUAUCUACUGCCUCGUUAUUUUGACGAAGUGUCUAGAGAGGCCGUCUUUGGUGUGUUGGAGGGCUGCAUUAGUUUUUCUUAUGGUUACAAGGAAACUCAUUUCGUUAUAUGGCAGAUGAAACAAUUUGGGGUUCAAGAUUCUUGGACUCGCCUCCUUAAAGUUAGUUACGAGAAUCUUCAAAUAGGCUAUGCCAAUAGUAAUUUGUCUAGUAGGUAUAAUUUUUAUGUGAUGCCAUUGUUUCUUUUGAAUGAUACAUUGGUAUUGAUGAGUCGUCAAGAAUCCCAGGCAAUUAUCUACAAUUGGAGAGAUAAUAGAGUGAAGCGAACAAAAGUUAUUGCUGGUAAUGGAAUUAAAGAUACUGGAAAUAGCUGUUAUUUAAGUUGGGAAUUUUCCAAAGAUUUUGUUGAAAGCUUAGUACCAAUUUUCUGAAAGUCGAUCAAGUUGAGCAUGAAGAUAUCAGAUGCAGCUAUCUAUUCAACAAAAUCUUCAAUGUCAACAAUCCGAGAGAAAAUUUUGAACUUAUUUUUGAGACGUAGCUUUUUUAGAUUCAAGGAAGAAAAUUGUGAUUUGGCCUAGUUUAUUUGACAAUAAUGCAGUAGAUAGAAACUACUAAUUUAAAUAAACACACGAUUGCAAGGAGGUUGUUCUUAAUUUAAAGAAUAUGGCUCCUUUAAUUUUACAUGCAUCAUCUUAAAAUGUAAGUCUUUUUGCAAGGAAGAGUCUUAAUUUAAAUUACUCUACUUUACACUUUUUCA